Messenger RNA from Triplophysa dalaica, 3718 nucleotides. It is a transcript of the gene klhl4, whose product is annotated as kelch-like family member 4. The record is from RefSeq and is a predicted model, not a curated record. NCBI's taxonomy places the organism in Eukaryota, Metazoa, Chordata, Actinopteri, Cypriniformes, Nemacheilidae. Bases 369 to 2702 code for a protein of 777 amino acids. The transcript is spliced from 14 exons. Gene Ontology annotation, molecular function: protein binding.
AGUGUGAGAGCGAUCGCAGAUGAUGCUGCUCGUUGGGGGAGAUGGUGCUGGUUCUGGCUUUCCUUCCUGUGCUACAAGAUUUCCCUCAGUAAGCGUUGACCUCAGCAUCCUGUCCCUUCAACACCUCACCUUCUCGGAGAGAGACAGAACGACAAAGAAGAGGGAACAGGGUGGUACGGGCAGAGGCUAUCAUGCAUGUGCUGUAACUGAGGACAAGACACAGCCGGACAAGAGGAGAAACAAGAAAGAAGCUGCAGACGUUGUUCCUUUAUUAUCCAGAACCAGCAACAAAGACAAAAGCAUCUAAAGCCGAGACUUGGCUUUUAUCAUUCCGAUGUGCCAGUGGCAUCACGUCGAGGGCGAAUACAAUGUCUGUUGCUGGAAAAAAGGAGUUUGACGUGAAGCAGAUCCUCAGGCUCCGUUGGCGCUGGUUUAGUCACAGCACCCAGAACCCUGCUGGGAACGGUGGCUAUAUCCAACAGGAAGGUUUUGACCACCGGGGAACACCAGUCCGGCUGAAGGGUCACUCCCGGGACAGGGGAGGACUUCGCAAGAGCAACAGCCCCGCGCACAGCAUUCUGGCUCCGAACCCAGGACCCACGCCAGUUUACGUCAGGCCGGGCAAUCAAUCAUGGCACCAGCAAAACAUCAUCCAGAACCUCCACGCAAGCGAGGAGCUCCCGAAGAGCGACUCACCUUGCAGUGCCAGGAAAGAGGAGGCGAAGAGUAGCCAUGAGGAUGUGAAAAACAAUCCAGAUGGUCCCUCCGAGGAGGAAGCCACAGACAGGCAUCAAAGUUAUUCAAGUAUUAAACAGACGGUUUCCUUCCUUGAACAAUACAAUGAGCAAAGGAAAGGCCUGUCAGAAAAUUCUGAAUGGAAUGUGACUUUCCUGGAUGCUGUAUGUUCUUCCUUUGUGGCUAAAAAGUGGCACACUACUGUACUAUACCAGAAUCUCCAUACUUUGAGGUUGGCUUUGAGCAGUUUCUCUAGAAUGAGCUCCAACUGCUCCGAUGAGUUUUUCCAGGCCACAAACCAUGCAGAACAGACCUUCCGAAAGAUGGAGACCUAUCUUCAGCACAAGCAGCUGUGUGAUGUUCUUUUGAUAGCUGGAGAUCACAAGAUCCCUGCACACAGACUCGUCCUGAGCGCAGUGUCAGACUACUUUGCUGCCAUGUUCACCAAUGAUGUGUUGGAGGCAAAACAAGAGGAAAUUAAAAUGGAGGGUGUUGAUCCGGAGGCGUUGAGAGCGCUGGUUCAUUUUGCAUAUACUGGAGUCCUGGAGCUGAAAGAGGAGACAAUUGAAAGUCUUUUAGCUGCUGCUUGUCUCCUCCAGCUCUCACAAGUCAUUCAGGUUUGCUGCAAUUUUUUGAUGAAACAACUGCACCCGUCUAACUGCCUGGGGAUCCGCUCAUUUGCUGAUGCUCAGGGAUGCAUGGAUCUUCUGAAUGUUGCUCACAACUACACUAUGGAACAUUUUUUAGAAGUCAUCCAGAACCAGGAGUUUCUGCUGUUACCAACCACAGAAAUAGGCAAGCUGUUGGCCAGUGAUGACAUCAAUGUUCCAGAUGAAGAAACUAUUUUCCAGGCACUCAUGAUGUGGGUUCGCUAUGAUGUGCAGCCCAGGCAGCAGGAUCUGGGAGUGUUACUGGCGUAUAUCCGACUCCCUCUUUUACCUCCUCAGCUUCUUGCUGAUCUGGAAAACAACAAGAUGUUUUCCGAGGACUUGGAAUGCCAGAAGCUCCUGAUGGAAGCUAUGAAGUACCAUCUUUUGCCAGAGCGCCGUCCCAUGUUGCAAAGCCCUAGAACCAAACCACGCAAAUCCACAGUUGGAUGUCUCUAUGCGGUUGGAGGGAUGGAUGCCUCAAAAGGAUCUACAACAAUAGAGAACUAUGACCUCCGUACGAACAGAUGGAUCCAAGUGGGCAUCAUGAAUGGGCGAAGACUUCAGUUUGGCGUGGCGGUGAUUGAUAACAAACUUUAUGUGGUUGGGGGCAGAGAUGGACUUAAGACCUCUAAUAUGGUGGAAUGCUACAACCCUAUCACUAAAGUCUGGUCCACUAUGCCUCCAAUGUCAACCCACAGACAUGGAUUAGGAAUCGCUGUGCUAGAGGGGCCUAUGUAUGCGGUGGGAGGUCAUGACGGAUGGAGCUAUUUAAACACAGUGGAAAGGUGGGACCCCCAGGCGAGGCAGUGGAAUUACGUGGCCAGUAUGUCCACCCCACGCAGCACUGUCGGCGUCACAGCUCUCAAUGGAAAGUUGUUUGCUGUAGGUGGUCGCGAUGGAAGCUCCUGCCUGCGAUCCAUGGAAUGUUUUGAUCCCCACACCAAUAAAUGGAGUAUGUGUGCACCAAUGUCAAAGAGGAGAGGAGGCGUGGGUGUUGCCACUUACAACAGUUUCCUGUAUGCGGUUGGAGGCCAUGAUGCACCCGCUUCAAGCCACUGCUCACGCCUCUCGGAUUGUGUGGAGAGGUACGACCCAAAAACAGACACAUGGACCACGGUGUCUUCCCUGAGCGUCCCUCGAGAUGCGGUGGGGGUGUGUCUGUUGGGAGACAGAUUGUAUGCGGUCGGAGGCUACGAUGGCCAGACCUACUUAAACAGCGUUGAGUCCUAUGAUGCACAGAACAGUGAAUGGACCGAGGAGGUCCCUCUAAACAUUGGAAGGGCUGGGGCGUGUGUGGUGGUGGUCAGACUGCCUUGAAGGCUCAGAUUCCUUGAGCUGAACUGCCCUCGAAGAACUCACACAACUGGAAUAGCAAAAUACACAUAGUUCAUCAAAGCUAUUGAGAACACUGGAUUCAUUGAAACUGAUUAUUCCUGCUUUGUUUAAAUAUUUCAGCACUACUGCAAACUGAAAAACAAAUGAGAAAAAUUAUGUGUACAAGAUUUUACUGUAAUGAAAUUUUAUGAGACAAUUUCAUAUUUUAUAUUGAGAGAAUUUUGACAUUUAUCCAAACAGACUUUUUUGAGUUGAACUUUAUCAUUUUAAUAUUUGCAUCUUGCUUACCUCGUCACACAUUUCUAUCUUUUAAAAAUAUGAAAAUCAACUGUAUUUUAAAGUCAGCGGUAUACUUGUUUACUUGUGACAUUUUGUGAAAAAAUUAUUUUGAUCUUAGAUAAACAAUUUUAAAAGACCACUGUGAAUACUUCCAGUUGUAAGCUUGCAACAAAACUUGUAACGCCUAAAAUAUUGUCAAUUUGUCAUGCACAAUUCUCAUCUGAAUACACAUUUUGUCUAAGACUAGGUUCAGCACCUUUGUAAGAACUUGUCUUUGAUGUAGAAAAAAAUGAAAAAAGCCAAAGUUAUUAGCACGUGUUUGUAAGUAACGACUUUUAAUUGUAAUACAGUUUACAGUAGAAAAGAUACUAUUAUAUCAUAUUGAUAUUUCACCAUAAUGUAAAGGUUUUGUAAUUUUUAUUGUAUAUAAUUUACGAUCAUAGCUUUUUGGCAUGCUUUAUGUCUGAAUGCCAUUUUAAAUAAUUUAAUCAUCAAAAUCAUUGCUUUUAUGAUGUACUGACGUUCAUGUUUCAUUUGGACCAUGCCAAAACUAAAAUAGGUUUACUGUCUCAUCACCUGUCUGACUUACUGGAAUGUAACAUGCUUAUCAGGUAUAUGUUUACUAGAAUGACACAUUUGCAAUACCUGUUCACUGAAACAUUUGUCUUUGUUUAUGGCAUGCAGAAAAAACUAGGAAAUAAAAUGAUUUUUGUCUUUUC